Molecule: messenger RNA, 1156 nt
Organism: Kockovaella imperatae
Lineage: Eukaryota; Fungi; Basidiomycota; Tremellomycetes; Tremellales; Cuniculitremaceae
Exons: 3
Coding region: 33-1094 (353 amino acids)
Biological process (GO): maturation of SSU-rRNA from tricistronic rRNA transcript (SSU-rRNA, 5.8S rRNA, LSU-rRNA)
Cellular component (GO): nucleolus
Source: RefSeq, a predicted model, not a curated record
CGUACAUCGAACUGAAGCUAUCUCUCACAGACAUGGCCAAGUCGGACAAGGUUAGAAAGGUACAUGGAAUAUCAAGUGUACAGAAGAUAUCCAAGGCGAGUGCUGCACUUUCGGACGAUGACGACGACUACGACGACAAGGCUGCUAUGCUCGCGGCGCUUCAAGCUCAUGGACGAGUAAUGUUCGGUUUCAAUGAACCUCUCAACGGGGAGAGUAGUGCUCAAGGUGCCUUGAGGAUGGCCACGAGCUCCGACGAUCAGGGCAGUGUAGAUGAGGAUAGUGAGGGUGAUGGCGAGGGGAGCUCGGAAGGAGGAGCGGCAGACGAGUCGGAUGAGAGUGAAGUCGAGGGGCAUUCAUCUGCCGUACAGGAGGUCGUCUUUGCUGGGACAAGCAGAGGGAGGGACGACGCUUCAUUGUCAAAAAACGAGAGAAGAGCCUUUCUCAACGGCAAGUCCUCAAAACUCUUAGGAUUUGCAAGCGGAGAGACUUCCACAGACUCGGGCAGGAAACGGCGGCGAGAUGCAGAUGAGGACGAUGACGACGAAGACGAUCAAUCCAAUCGGAAGCUCGAUAAGACGCUCCACGAAAUGCUUUUGACCAAUCUUCUCCCUUCAUCUACAUUAUCCACCGCCCGCCGCCCCAUCGACAAGCAAAAAGCCAUCAGUGGUCGUCUUUUAGAGCUAGCAAAGUAUGAGCUUCCGGGUCAAGGUUCCUCAUCGUUGUCCAAAGCGUCCUUCUCGACUCACUCUGCAAAGAUCCGAACGGGAAUUAUACACGCUCGGGACAAGCGAGAAGAAGAGGCCCGUAAGGAAGCUGAAGCCGCCAGCUGGGUCAGAGGGAUAGGCACCGUGUCGGGAAAGAAGAAGACUACUGAGACGGGCCGACAACGACGUGCUGGAGUCGGGGUGGAAGUCGGCAAGAAGAAGGGAAUGGAGAGUAGGAAGGAUGGUGAGAGAGAUAGAGGGUUGACAAUGGGGAUCGGCAAGUUUAGGAACGGGAUGUUGAGUCUGAGUCAGAGGGAGAUAGCUAGAGGUUCAGCGAAGGUAAGCGGUGGGCCCAGAUUUAAGGGCAAGAAGCGAUCGAGAAAGGGCUAGAGAAUGCGUCGGUGAAGUGCGUGAUAAGAGCCGAAGACUCUGGAUGCAACUUCUUCGUCCAG